Messenger RNA from Dictyostelium purpureum, 180 nucleotides. RefSeq lists its product as uncharacterized. The transcript has a single exon. The coding region runs from base 1 to 180 and encodes 59 amino acids. Lineage: Eukaryota; Evosea; Eumycetozoa; Dictyosteliales; Dictyosteliaceae. The record is from RefSeq and is a predicted model, not a curated record.
AUGCAUUGUAACUCAAGGGGCCAAAGGUAUCUAUGUGGGCAUCACUGUUUAUUCCUCAUAUUUCGGCAGUCCCUCUAUGAAGUUUUUGUUAAAAUAUCUAUCAAAUUAGAUUAUACACCCCUUGAAGCAGAGAUUCGUUGCCAUACUCCAACCCCAGAGAAACUAUCGACAAAUGAAUAA